Exophiala xenobiotica is the source of this 2091-nucleotide messenger RNA. RefSeq lists its product as uncharacterized. The coding region runs from base 1 to 2091 and encodes 696 amino acids. Gene Ontology annotation, molecular function: flavin adenine dinucleotide binding; oxidoreductase activity, acting on CH-OH group of donors. NCBI's taxonomy places the organism in Eukaryota, Fungi, Ascomycota, Eurotiomycetes, Chaetothyriales, Herpotrichiellaceae. The record is from RefSeq and is a predicted model, not a curated record. The transcript has 2 exons.
AUGAAGGGGUUUGCAUUGCUCGCUAUUCUGACUCCGAUCGUGACGGCACUCACGGCUGGACACAAGCAUUUACAUCACAACUUUGCCAAACGCCAGAAUAUCACGCAGGCUCAAAGUACGAACGCGACACAGGCGGCCAAUUCUACAGCAUACGACUAUGUCGUCGUUGGCAGUGGCCCGGGAGGUGGCCCACUUGCUUCAAGGCUGGCAAUAGCCGGAUACAAGGUCCUCUUGAUUGACGCCGGAGAUGAUGAUGGGGAUGCAAUCUUCCAACAAGUUCCUGCUUUGCAGCUGCAGGCGACCGAGUACGCACCAAUGCGUUGGGACUAUUUUGUCAACCACUAUUCCGACGAAGCCCGUCAGGAGCAAGACUCGAAGAUGGUCUGGGAGACUCCUUCAGGUGAUCACUAUGUUGGCAACAGUCCACCAGCCGGCUCGACCCCGUUGGGAAUCUGGUACCCACGCACGGGAACCCUGGGCGGCUGUGCGGCACACAAUGCCAUGAUCACAAUCUAUCCGCACGAGAGUGACUGGAACAACAUUGCGACCAUCACGGGAGACAACUCGUGGGAGGCGGCCAAUAUGCGCAAAUACUUUGAACGCCUUGAACGGUGCAGAUACCUUCCCAACAGCAUUGUGGGCCAUGGAUUCGAUGGAUGGUACGAAACCAGUUUGACCGAGCUCUCCCUCGCGGUGGAGGACACAAAGCUGCUCUCGCUCAUCAUCGCUGCCGGCACAGCCAUGGGGAAAGGCCUCCUCGGAAGAAUCCUCAACACGGUGGCCGGACUAGGCGAAGUCCUCCUGCGCGACAUCAACGCUUACGUGCCCUCUAGAGACUCUCAAGAAGGUCUCUACCAGGUCCCCAUAGCGGUCACCGAAGUCGACAAGAAGCGCAACGGGCCUCGAGAUUUCAUCCUCGAAACCGCAAAUGCCGUCAACGCCGACGGAUCCCGCAAGUACCAUCUCGACAUCAAGCUGAACACACUGGUCACCAAGGUCCGUUUCGAUAACACUAAUAAUAGUACUAGUACCAAUACCACGGUGUCCAACAAGCCCAAGGCUGUCGGUGUCGACUACAUCGAGGGACCAAAGCUCUACCGCGCCGACCCGGGCUCUGGCUCAGCAUCCGCUGGUGCUCCAGGCAGCGUCGACGCCAGCAAAGAAGUCAUCAUCUCCGCCGGCGCCUUCAACUCUCCGCAGCUUCUCAAACUGUCCGGGAUCGGUCCCAAAGCCGAGCUCCAGAAGUUCAACAUCCCCGUCGUCGUCGACUUACCCGGCGUUGGCACGAACCUUCAGGACCGCUACGAGGCGACCAUCGUAGGUGACAGCAACACAGACUUCGCCAUCACCCAUGACUGCACGUUUCUGCGCACCAGCUCGGACCCCUGCUUGGAGCAAUGGAAGACGGCGUCGGGACCGUUGCUCAAGGGCACGUACGCCACGAACGGCAUCGCCAUCGCCGUGGUCAAGAAGUCCUCAGCGGCCGACGCGGACGACGACCCUGACCUCCUGAUCUCGGGAGCUCCCGCUUACUUCACUGGCUACCACCCCGGCUACGCCAACUUAUCUCUCGCCGACGCGCACCACUGGAGCUGGAUCGUGCUCAAGGCGCAUUCGCGCAACAACAAGGGCACCGUGCGUCUGCGGUCGGCCGACCCGCGCGACACGCCCGUCAUCGACUUCAACUACUUCGACACAGGCAACACGGACGCCGGCGCCGACGAAAAGGACCUGCAGGCCGUGUACGAGGGCAUGCAGCUGUCGCGGGAGAUUUUCAAAUCCUACAUCCCUCUCCAGGGCGAUUUCCACGAGGUCUGGCCCGGCGCGGACCGUGUGUCGACGACCUCGGAGCAAGAAAUGAAGGACUGGAUCAAGAAGGAGGCCUGGGGCCAUCAUGCGAGCUGCACGUGUCCGAUCGGCGCUGACGAUGACCCCAACGCGGUCUUGGACUCCAGGUUCAGAGUCCACGGUGUCGACGGGUUAAGAGUCGUCGAUGCCAGUGUGUACCCCAAGAUCCCGGGCUUUUAUAUCGUGUUGCCGACGUACAUGAUCAGCGAGAAGGCCGCGGAUGCCGUUCUGGAGGAUGCGUAA